AUGGGAAGUAAUGAUUCGUUCAUGGCUACUCAAAUGACACCGAUGGAGACGUCAGCGUCGAAGAUGUCUGACUUUUACAUUGGACUCGCUUUAGCCGUUUCAUCGUCGCUUUUCAUUGGCAGUUCUUUUAUCAUCAAGAAAAAGGCUCUCAUUAAGCUUGCAAAUGGUGAUGUGUCACAACGAGCAAGCGAAGGUGGUUACGGGUAUCUACGGGAGUGGAUGUGGUGGAUGGGAGUAAUAACAAUGGGACUGGGAGAAGCGUGCAAUUUUGCAGCUUAUGCCUUCGCCCCUGCCAGCUUGGUCACUCCUCUUGGAGCAUUGUCCGUACUGGUGACUGCUGUCCUUUCGUCGCGUCUUUUGAAGGAAAGGUUAAAU
Molecule: messenger RNA, 375 nt
Organism: Strongylus vulgaris
Lineage: Eukaryota; Metazoa; Nematoda; Chromadorea; Rhabditida; Strongylidae
Source: the annotation of a GenBank genome assembly